AUGAGUUACGACACGGCCGUUGAGAGCCAGUCGGUUCCAUCGCGCGGCGGAGCGAUCUCCAUGGAGCAGCACCGGCGCGGACGGCUGCUGAAGCAGCAGCUGCAGCUGGUAGCGCGGAAGACGCCGGACGGCAAGGAGCGCAAGGAAAUCGCGGUGAUCCCGGAAACCCUAUCCUUCGAGAAGGGCUUCUUUCUGUUCAUUCGAGCCGUGCAGCUGCUAACUCAGAACAACGAAGGCAUGGUCCUGGUGGGUCUAGCGGGCCCGUCUGGCGCCGGCAAAACGGUCUUCAGCGCCAAGGUCCUAAACUUCAUGCCUGGCAUCACGGUAAUAUCUAUGGACAACUACAACGUGGCCAGUCGCGUCAUUGAUGGCAAUUUUGAUGACCCGCGAAUUACGGAUUACGAGCUGCUGCUGAGCAACCUGCAGGGGCUGAGGGAGGGUCGCACAGUGCAAGUGCCGAUAUAUGACUUCAAGUGCAGCACGCGCGUGGGGUUCAGAGAAGUGAAGGUCCCCAAGUCGCGCAUCGUGAUUAUAGAAGGCAUCUACGCACUCAGCGAGCGCCUCCGACCUUUGCUCGACUUGCGGGUGUCUAUAACGGGAGGAGUGCACUUUGACCUCGUUAAGAGAGUGCUGCGGGACAUCGACCGAUCGGGGCAGGCGCCAGAGGAGAUCAUACACCAAAUUUCUGAGACGGUGUACCCGAUGUAUAAGGCGUUCAUAGAGCCGGAUCUCCAGACUGCACACAUACGGAUUGUCAACAAGUUCAACCCGUUCUCGGGGUUCCAAGACGCGACUUACAUUCUCAAGGCACCCGAAUCCGACCCUGCCGAAGCUGAGGCUCGGAUCCGGUCCGUGCUGUCUGCUGAGGCAGUGGCAGGCUCGGAGAGCGAGGAGACGUACGACAUCUACCUGCUGCCGCCCGGGGAGGACAAGGAGACGUGCCAGUCGUACCUGAGAAUGCGCAACAGAGACGGGCGCUACUCCCUCAUGUUUGAGGAGUGCGUCACAGACGGUCCCUUUGUGAUAACCCCGCGCAUCACCUUCGAAGUGAGUGUGCGGCUGCUGGGGGGGCUGAUGGCGCUGGGCUACGAGAUGGCGCACAUCCUCCGCAGGGAGUCGCGCGUUUUCAGGGACAAGCAGCAGCACAUUGUUGUGAAAGUCGACCGCCUCGAGCAGAUAAAGAAGACGUUCAUGCAGGUCCAGGGCAAGGACCGGAAGCGAGUACGGGAUAUUGCAGGGCAGUUGGGCAUGGAGGGGCGGUACAGCCCGCGGCUGUACAUUGAGGAGAUUCAGCUGCACAACCUCACAGAGGAAGUGCAAGCUUUAUCAGCGGAGAGUGUGCUCAAGGAGCGGUUCCGAGUGGCGGAUCACCUGCUGCCGUCUGGGAGCCCCAUGGGUGCCCCGCUCUCCUCCUCCCUCACCCCGCCUCUUGUGUCAUCCUCCUGGACUCUCGGUCACAAGUUCGACCAGUCCAACUGGAGCAAGGACCAGCAGGGGGGACGAAUCAACGCUUCUCCGGACAGACUCGAGGCGUCACCCAGCAACGCUGCUACCUCUGCGAAUGACACUCCCUCAAGGCGACACAAGCGGGAGGGGGACCGGGAGAGAGCGGGCGCAGGAGGGAGGCAUGCGGAUAGUACAGGAGAAGGGGGAAGCAGCAGGAGAGGGGGGGGCGGCAAUGGCAGCGGCAGCGGCAGCAGGAGUCGGAAUAUGGGUCAUGUAGGGGUGGGGGAGGAGGAGGGGUUGGAGGGGGGAGGAUCGGGGGAAGCAGGGAGAGUGACGUCCCUGGUUCAAUCUCAGGAGCGGAUCUCUGAGCAGCUGACACUUGUCACCGACCGAUUGGACGAGCUGCUCUCGAGAUUGGACCUUGUUUCGGCCGGAUCAGCGGGGUCUGGGAGCGGGAAUGGGGGUGUGGCAGGGAAUGGUGGCAGCAGCAACAUCCAAUUGAGUCCUGCCACGUCAGCAUUGACCAGCCAGCUGGUGUCGGGGGGGAAUGGGAUGUUGGGAGGGAGGAACGGGAGUAGAGGCGAGCUGGCAGGGCCGAUUGAUAUAGGGUCAGGGAAUGGGGGGGAGAGGAGGAAUGGAGGAGGGGGUGGUGGGGGUGGAGGAGGAGGGAGUGGUGGUAAGGGUGGGAGUGGUGGGGGUGGCAGGCUCACUCCUGUUUCUGCUGCUGCUGCUGGGGGCGGUGUGAUGGGCCUGGUGAAUGGUGCUGCAGUGGGUGUGAGUGGUAACAGUCAGUGUUACGAUGUGAAUGCGGUGAAUGGGGUUGGGAGCGGUGCAGAGGGGCGAGGGUCAGCAGCACCAGGAUCAGCAGCAGCAGCUUUGGUGGUGGAAGUGAAGGAGAUCGCCAGCAACCAAAGAAGGCUCGCAUCUGAGCUCGAUUCGUUGGGUCGCCUCCUUCGGGACUCACUAGACUCUGACGGUUCCUCCUCCGCUCGCUUCCGCUCCUCUCACCCCCACCUUUCGCACUACUCGCUCUCAUCUUCCUCCGCCUCUGGAUGGUCCUUAUCUCGAGCAGCAACAGGCAUUGCGCUGCCAGCUAUUGCUGCUUGUGCCGUUGGGGUGGGGGUGGCUGUGCUGGUGGGAGUGCGGCGGUCAGUGCUGGGGGAUGUGCUGAGAGGCAGCAAUCCUGCUGCGCUGAGAGGCAGCAAUCCUGCUGCGCUGAGAGGCAGCAAUCCUGCUGUGCUGAGAGGCAGCAAUCCUGCUGUGCUGAGAGGCAGCAAUCCUGCUGUGCUGAGAGGCAGCAAUCCUGCUGUGCUGAGAGGCAGCAAUCCUGCUGUGCUGAGAGGCAGCAAUCCUGCCAGGUUGGGAGCCCAGGGACGCACUGAGAGGCAGCAAAUCAAACCCGCUGUGCUGCCAGGAUGGGCGAACGCCACGGAUGCCAUCCCUGCGAUCCCCCCUCCUCUUUCCCGGCCCCUCUGCCCCCCUCCCUACUACUUCCUCGUUUGCAGAGGCCGUGCUGUUAGCGCUGAGGGACGCGUUGAGGCACGGCAACCCCGAAGCCGCGCUGUUGGCGCUGAGGGACGCGCUGAGAAAAGGCUACCUCGCUGCGCUGCCAAUCUUGCUGCGCUGCCGGGAUGGGUGAAUGCGGAUCCGUGCGACCCCCCCUCUUCCCACUCCCCAAGCCUGCCUCUUCUCUCUUCCUCUUCUUCCGGUGCAGAGGCCGCGCUGUUGGUGCUGAGGGACGCGCUGAGAAAAAGCUACCCCGGUGCGCUGCCCGGAUGGGUGAAUGCGGAUCCGUGCGACAACUCGUGGACCCCUCGCAUCAAAUGCAACAGUGCUGGACGCGUUAUACGCCUGUGA
Closterium sp. NIES-65 is the source of this 3303-nucleotide messenger RNA. The record is from the annotation of a GenBank genome assembly. Lineage: Eukaryota; Viridiplantae; Streptophyta; Zygnematophyceae; Desmidiales; Closteriaceae.